This is a messenger RNA of Trichomycterus rosablanca, 5374 nucleotides long. It is a transcript of the gene ubp1, whose product is annotated as upstream binding protein 1. The record is from RefSeq and is a predicted model, not a curated record. The transcript is spliced from 16 exons. Bases 558 to 2198 code for a protein of 546 amino acids. Lineage: Eukaryota; Metazoa; Chordata; Actinopteri; Siluriformes; Trichomycteridae. Gene Ontology annotation, cellular component: nucleus. Gene Ontology annotation, molecular function: RNA polymerase II cis-regulatory region sequence-specific DNA binding; DNA-binding transcription activator activity, RNA polymerase II-specific. Gene Ontology annotation, biological process: regulation of transcription by RNA polymerase II.
UGUAUUGCGACUCAAUUCCGCCUUGUUGUGGCGACGGAAGGCCAUGAGGUUGUGUGGUUUAUAACUGAUUUUUAUUUAUUAUUUUUUAACCAGCCUAGGCAUGGCGGGCAUUAUAACCAAAAGAAGCCAGAGGGUUCGGAUGGGAGGGUGUAAACGAGCAUUUUUUCGUGUGUAAUAGCAGUCGAAAACAGCUACCGGGCGGCGGAUAUUGCUUGAGUGGAUGCAAUGUAACAUUACUGAGUGGACUGUCAACAUUGUGCAGCCACUUUGUGCUACAGCGCAAAACUUACACACGCACUUGGUUAACAGACUCAACCGCGUGUAUGUUGCUGUAUUGACAGAGUCGGAGCAUUUAAAGAAUACAAGUGAAUACAGAGCGAUUCGCUGUACUGAUCUGAAGAACGAAGAUCUCGGUGAAAAUGAGCUCUAGCUGCAUGGCGACGCACCUGGCAUUUGCAGCCAUACUGCUAAACAUCAGCAUCUAGCCUACAGGCGCUGGCUACUCAGCCUUGCUAGCGUGUUCUUACUGUUGGCCCUGUGUUUGGACUCUAGGCACCAUGGCGUGGGUGCUGAAGAUGGACGACGCUGCGAUCGAGUCAGGACUCGUGCACGACUUCGAUGCCAGUCUGUCUGGAAUCGGACAGGAGCUCGGGGCUGGAGCAUACAGCAUGAGUGAUGUGCUGGCUCUGCCCAUCUUCAAGCAGGAGGACGGGAGCGUAUCCGUACCAGUCGAGUCUGAGAGUAAGAAUCCACCAUUUCAGUACGUGCUCUGUGCUGCUACCUCUCCUGCUGUUAAACUACAGGAGGAGACGCUCACCUACCUUAACCAAGGUCAGUCUUAUGAGAUACGGCUGCUAGAUAACAGAAAGAUGGAGGAAAUGCCAGAACUCAAUGACAAGACUGUAAAGAGCAUAGUAAGAGUUGUAUUUCAUGACCGGAGGCUGCAGUACAUGGAGCAUCAGCAACUGGAGGGGUGGAAGUGGAAUCGUCCUGGCGACCGUCUCCUUGACAUCGAUAUCCCGAUGUGUGUGGGUAUUACUGAACCCCACACCAAUCCCUCCCAACUUAAUGCUGCUGAGUUUCUGUGGGACGUCUCUAAACAUGCUUCUGUAUUUGUACAGGUGCACUGUAUAAGCACUGAGUUUACACCGAGGAAGCAUGGUGGAGAGAAGGGCGUACCGUUCCGCAUCCAAAUCGACACCUUCGCACAGGACGAGAGUGCAGAGUACACGGAGCACAUGCACUCUGCUAGCUGCCAGAUCAAAGUGUUCAAGCCAAAGGGCGCAGACCGGAAGCAGAAAACAGACCGAGAGAAGAUGGAAAAAAGAAAUGCUCAGGAAAAGGAGAAAUAUCAGCCCUCUUAUGAUACCACUAUCCUAUCAGAGGCUCGUCUGGAGCCGGUGAUAGAGGAGGCUGUGGAGCAUGAGCUAAAAAAGUCCAGUAAGCGCACUCUCCCUGCAGACUGUGGUGACUCAACUGCUAAGAGCAAGAGAGGCAGUUGUUCACCUUGGCUUGAUAAUUCUUACAUCAACCCAAACACGGCAGCUCCCCUAACUUUUACCUCCACCACACUUUCUUACAGCAGUAACAAUGCAGUACCCGACAGUGAAUCCUCUUCACCUACACACCAAGGAGAUACUAGCCAUGUUUCUAAUGAGUCUUUAAGCUCAGCAGCUUCCAUGAAGGAGGUGCAACAGUGGCUUCUUAAAAACAGGUUUAACUCCUAUAGCCGGCUAUUUACACAUUUCUCAGGUUCUGAUUUGCUGAAACUGACUCGUGACGAUUUGGUGCAAAUCUGUGGGCCAGCCGAUGGAAUCCGACUCUACAAUGCACUGAAAUCAAAAGCAGUCAUGCCUCGGCUGACGUUGUACGUGUGUCAGGACAUGUCUCCAUGUGGGAGCCCUCUCCUGGAGAGACGCUGUCUCAGCAAGAACGGAGACCAUGGCAGUCCUACAACUAUACAUGUUUAUCAUGCGCUGUACCUUGAAGAAAUGACCGCCUGCGAGCUGACAAAGAAAAUAUCCAAUGUGUUAAACCUCCCGCUAAGCCACAUCGGUCAAGUCUACAAGCAGGGGCCUACGGAAAUCCAUAUACUGCUCAGUGACCAGAUGGUGUCUAACUUUCCAGACGAGACCUGCUUCAUUGUUAGUAUUUUAAAAGAUGACACAAGUGACAGAUUCCACCUGGUUCUGAAGUAGCUACAGAAGGUGAAUAAAUUGAAGAUGAGGUCUCGAGGUUCCGAACUGCUGCCCUUGAGCACUAAAUCUGCUCAGUCCAUUCUUCUCGAUUUCUCUCUUUCAUAUCUGAUUUAAAAGAGAAAGCGAGCAGAGGUUUGCCAAGACCUCAUGCCAGUUAGAAUCAGACUUCAGUGGAUACAUUGUUUCAUAUUGAAAACACUCUACUUGAUGAAUCUUUUUGUGUGUAAAAAGAGGCAGGUUUUGUGCUGAAGCAUCUAUGUGAUUCUAAUGGGAGCGACUGAAGGAUGGAUAAAACAAUCUGAACCUUUCUGCACGAGCAAGGUGUUCAUGCACAGUUCUAAAUGAUAGGGUGGUUGUAAACUCUGACACACCAAACUGACUGCUGCCUGUAGUUUGUGUCUCCUCACUGUUGGCAGCUGGUUCUUGUUGACCCAGCACUGGAAGCUGGGGUCGUCUUUGGCUGUUCAGCCUAGUCUAGCACAGUACAAAAGCAACUGAAGUGUGCAGCAGGCACACAUUUUUGGGCAACCAAAUAACUAGGUUAGGUUAAAUAUUUCCUUACUUUCAUGAAAAUGGUAGCCAGGCUUAUUUCUCCCAAUAUAUACAUUACCAGGCUAAAUAAUGUCCAAAUAGUACAGAAUUAGGAAAAUAUAUACUUCUAAAAAUAAAUUUGCCCUUUUUUCUUCCAAUUUAGUCACUGCCAGUUCCCUCUCAUGAAAGCUGACAGUGUACUUCAGACUAAAAGCUUAUUUUGGCAUUAAGUACCAAUAUUUGUGUCAUGAAAUUGACAGCACCAGUGGGUCACCAAAGUAUGUUUUAAAGAUUUGUUUUGUUUGUUAUAUUACAUUAUUUGUUUUUCUUCUUUUUGUGAAGACAACAAAUUCGGUCAGUAUUUUGUGACUCGGUGCUUACUAGCCAAUCAAACCAAAAUGUCUAUUUGAAUCCAAUACUAUAGUGUAAAACAAUGUCAUUAUAAUAGCAAACACAGGCAUGUGUUUUAUGAAAAAGCCAAUUACUGAGAAAUAACAUAUAUAAAUGGUAGUUUUUAUCCUUGGUUAAAGUUUUUUUUUUAUUGUUGUUUCUUUUUAUGAAAGUGUAUGCCCUACACAUAUUUGUCAUAUAAAUUAUAUAGUGAUCACUUGUCCGAUUGCACUCGUUUUGGUUCAUUUGUGUUUACAUUUAUCUAUUUGCUUAUUACAUUACUUAUUAUAAUUUAAAAAUACACAUCCAGUUCUUCUUCUUUUAGUUGGGAUGUUGGGACACUAUCCCACCUUCUUGCAAUUGGUGCCCCUCUUCAUAUACCAGCCAGCCCAAAAAAGCCAAGGGAAUUCUCUUAGUUUUAUAGUUUGCAUUUCUCUGUCUGAAAGUCUGUCUGGAACAAUUGUUUUGUUUACACAUUUAAGUUUAAAGUUUUAAUUAAUUUAAAGUUUUGGGCAGCUCUGCAAUGAUAAUGCACAGUUGCAACAACAAAAUAGUAGCUCUGACAUGCAAAAGUUUGGAUACUACUACAUUACUACAGAUAUCCACAAAUAAGUCUUUCUUGCUUUAGGAUUUCUUGCCCACUAUUUUUUUGAGAUAUUCAUGGGCUGUCCUGCAUGCACUGUAUGUUAAAGAUUUUCCCACAAAUUUCCUGUGUGGUAUGGUUUGGAUUGUUGCAUUGUAAUAACCAGUCUCUGUUCUUGUCUGCGUUGCAUUUGCUUCCAGAAUUUGAUGAAAUUCAGUGAUACCUGUUUAUUGUUCUACUUUUACCUUUAUCAUUCUACAGCACUCAUUUCCAAAAUGGCUUUGACUUACAUGUUUUGCAUUCUUCAGUUGUUAAAUUUUGUAUUGAUGUCGACAAGGUUUUUCUUUUUAUUACUUUUUAAUGCAGAUGUUUGUGCAAGCACUGCCUGGUAGAACAGUGCACCAACCCUUUCUUGUCAGCUAAACCCUCCUGUUUUUUUGCCUUUUUGGUGUCAUGUUUACUUGAUCUUGCAGGUCUUGCCUUAACGUUCACAAUUUCUGCUCUAUUUUGUAGUGUUUUAUGUUUUUAUACCAUUUUGACUUUUUUUUUUAACCCAGACACUAUGUGGAUUGCAAACCUUUGCACUCAGUGGCGCGUGCAUGCCAUCUUUUGUGUUCAAGUAAAACAUUUCCAAAAGUGUGUGAGGCUAUGGGAGGCAUUUCUCAGUUUGGUGUGUCAUAGCUAAAUAAAGGUGUCUUCACUUCACAGCUUAGUGAUCACACAACCUUCACUUAACCAUGUCUGGGCUGUUUGAUUGCCACACAUAGAUGUCCAUUACAAUGGGACUGCAAUUCUCUAUUAGACCUUUUUUAUUAUUUUUGCGUGUGGAGUUUGAGGAGUGUUUGCAUUGACUUAAUUUAUGAUGCUGUUUGUCUGCAAAUAUGGAGACCAAUCAUCUCUGGGUGCCAAUAGACUGUUUACUUGACCCUUUUAGUUAGUACGUUCAUUUAUAAGUGGCAUUCGAUUUAAUCUUAUUUUGAUUGAUUAAUUAAAUCAGGCAGUUUACUGCUGUUGUGAUGAUUUGAUAUGAUAUGCUUACUUGGUCAGUCAGUAUCUGUAGCUGUACCAUAAUGCUGAGAUUGACCCAAUAUCUAGAACAAUAUAGAAACACAAACAUCUAUAGUUCUUAAUACUUCUGCCUCCUUGUCUUGAGAUAAAGGUGGCACUUUUGUUUGGAGCCUCUACAAGUCGGUGUGUAAGUAAAUUUCUGCAAGAAUGCGUAUCUUAGCUGAAGCCAUUCACGACUGGCUUUGUGAGAAUUGUUUGGUUUUUUACUUUGCUAGAGACUGAUGUGGUUGGUUGUCUCAGUAGCUAUGCAUUGGGCAGCUAUGUGUUGGCAUGUACCGUGCAUUUUUAACCACUAAAAGCAUGAAGGGCAUGAAUUUUGCCCUCUCCUGAUUCUGUUUUUUUUUUUAAAUGACCAGGUCUGCACUAUUAAAAUAUGGAUAUGUUGUUUAAAACAAGGUGUCUUUCCCCCUAAACAGGAAGUGAAAUAGGUGAUGACUCUGCAUUCUCAUCCUGUCAAUCUCAUGUCAACCGUUCUGUGUAUUUCCAUAAUAACAGUUAUAGUAGUUUUAUAUCACUGUGUCUGUAAGGAAGCCUCUGUUGUAUUGGAGGAUGCAGGUAUGUGCACACUCCAUGCCUGUACCAGAAAUAAAAUAAUUUUAAUAUA